CCACGCCCCGGAGGCGGCCACGCCGGCGCCCCCCAGCCCGGUUCCCAGACCCAGCAGCUCAGGGCCAUGGCGGCCGCCGAGCCCAAGCCCCCCGCGGCGACGGCCGCGGCCCGACGCCUGGCCCGGGGCUGCUGGUCCGCGUUCUGGGACUACGAGACGCCCAAGGUGAUCGUGGUGAAGAACCGGCGCCUGGGCAUCGUGUACCGCGCGGUGCAGCUGCUCAUCCUGCUCUACUUCGUGUGGUACGUGUUCGUCGUGCAGAAGAGCUACCAGGACAGCGAGACGGGCCCCGAGAGCUCCGUCAUCACCAAGGUCAAGGGCAUCACCUCGUCCGAGCACAAAGUGUGGGACGUGGAGGAGUACGUGAAACCCCCCGAGGGGGGCAGCGUGUUCAGCAUCAUCACCAGGAUCGAGGUCACCCCCUUCCAGACCCUCGGAACCUGCGCCGAGAGUAUGAGGGUCAACAAUGCCACCUGCGACUCGGACGAGGACUGCGUGGCUGGGCAGCUGGACAUGCUGGGAAACGGCCUGCGGACCGGGCGCUGCGUGCCUUAUUACCACGGGUCCUCCAAGACCUGCGAGGUGUCCGGCUGGUGCCCGGUGGAAGACGGGGCCUCAGUCAGCCAGUUUCUCGGUAAGAUGGCCCCGAAUUUCACCAUCCUCAUCAAGAACAGCAUCCACUACCCCAAAUUCCAGUUCUCCAAGGGCAACAUCGAGAGCCGGAAGGAUGGCUACCUGAAACACUGCACGUUCCACGAGGUCUCUGACCUCUACUGCCCCAUUUUCAAGCUGGGCUACAUCGUGGAGCAGGCAGGGGAAAACUUCACGCAGCUGGCACACGCGGGCGGUGUAAUUGGGGUCAUUAUCAACUGGGACUGUGACCUGGACCUGUCGGCAUCCAAGUGCAACCCCAAAUACUCCUUCCGGAGGCUCGACCCCAAGCAUGUCCCAGCCUCAUCUGGCUACAACUUCAGGUUCGCCAAGUAUUACAAAAUAAACGGUAGCACCACCCGCACACUCAUCAAAGCCUACGGGAUCCGAAUUGACGUCAUCGUGCACGGACAGGCAGGGAAGUUCAGCCUGAUUCCUACCAUCAUUAACCUGGCCACAGCGCUGACCUCCAUCGGGGUGGGCUCCUUCCUGUGCGACUGGAUCUUGCUAACGUUCAUGAACAAAAACAAGGUCUACAGCCAUAAGAAAUUUGACAAGAUGGUGGAUGCUCCCAGGCGGGGAGCAGGGCCAGGGCUUGGCGCCUCCGAGCCUUCCCAGCAGGACUGCGCUCUCACGGACGCCCGAGGUUUGGCCCAGCUCUGA
Molecule: messenger RNA, 1314 nt
Organism: Balaenoptera acutorostrata (minke whale)
Lineage: Eukaryota; Metazoa; Chordata; Mammalia; Artiodactyla; Balaenopteridae
Gene: P2RX2
Product: purinergic receptor P2X 2
Exons: 12
Coding region: 67-1314 (415 amino acids)
Biological process (GO): response to ATP; monoatomic cation transmembrane transport
Cellular component (GO): plasma membrane; nuclear inner membrane
Molecular function (GO): extracellularly ATP-gated monoatomic cation channel activity; purinergic nucleotide receptor activity; ATP binding
Source: RefSeq, a predicted model, not a curated record